This is a messenger RNA of Labrus bergylta (ballan wrasse), 3431 nucleotides long. Lineage: Eukaryota; Metazoa; Chordata; Actinopteri; Labriformes; Labridae. The record is from RefSeq and is a predicted model, not a curated record.
CGGACAGUCGGACUUUUGUUUUGGAAAGCCGCUACCCAGCGGUCGCCAUUAUUGUCCCUGGCUUGACGGUGGAGAAAAGACGGUUUAAUACUUUAAACAUUGUACUACGGCGUAAACUGCAACAUCGUGUGCUGUACUUGUGCCUUUUGUUGUCUGACUCAUGAAUUAGCGACACUCCUGAGCACAGGAUGGAGAGACGAUCUGAUACUUCAGGUGCCGUCCCCCUGGCCUCCCUCCGCUUGAUGACCUCCCCUCUGCAGCUGACUUACUCGUUCAUGUGGCAGGUCAUACGGCAGAGAAACGUGAAGCUGUACGGCAAAGUGGAGGAGUUUGUGACCAUGGUGACGCAGACUGUUCCGGAGCUCAUGGGCUUCAAGCAGACUGCCCAGCUCCUCCUGGGUUUGAGAGCAAGGAUCAUUUUGGAUUUGCUUCACAAAGAAGGCCCAGCUGAUGCAAAGGCUAUCCAAACUCUCAUAAACAAGUUGAAGGUCUCUGCAUCUUUAGGGAAGGACUCAGAGGUGGAGAAAUCUCAAACAAACUUCAUGGUGCUUGUCCAGAAUCUACUUAAAAAUACUGCUGAGAGGAAGCGCUUCUUCCAGGAAGUUUUCCCCGUGCAGUACGGCACAAAGUUUGAUACAGCGCUGCAGGCUCUGACUGCCGGUCUGGUGUGCAAGCUGGAGCAACUUCUUCCUGUUCCCAAUCUCACCCAGCUUGGAGCCAUGAUCUCAACGGCUGCUGUCCUGGAGGCAUGUGGAGGCUUCAUCCCCACCCAUGGGGACCUAAAGACUCUUCUGCUGCACCAGCAGGCCAAAGGACUCCUUGGUGUCAAAGCUACUAUCUCGUCCUCUGUGGGCGACUGUGUGCUUUCUUCACUGGCCUUCAGACCCAAACCGGUAGAACCACCUCCGCCCCCAACACCACCACCACCACCGCCACCGCCGGCCCCACCUCAACCACCAACAGAAUCACCAAAGCAAUUAGAAGCCACCCUUAACCAAACUAGCUUCAGUGACACAGAAGACAUGGGAGUGAUGUCAGAUGACUCUGACAGCCCAGCAGUUCAAACUACCGAACCACAAAGUGAAGGGCAAAACAGUUCUGAUGUUAGUGCCUCUAAGAAUAAGAAUAUUGAAACAACAGCUCAGAGCAACAAAUCAGUGCAAGAGAAGAGUUCUACACAGGAGCAGUCUGCAACAACUGUAAAAAACAGAGAGGAUGGAACACCUAAUAAACCUGAAGGGCAGCGUGUCCCCGAUUUAAAAUCAAUCCCGUUGCGGGUUGUCAAAGUUCCGAUCAAAACCGUUCCCUUACAGAAAGCAACAGAUGGCCAAAAGCCCCAGACUCAGCGAGUCACUCUGCACCAGUGGGUGUCUCAGAUCGCCACUAACUCUCUCUCACUCCCCGCCCUGCCACCGCUUCCUCCACCUAAAUACGGCCUAGAGGAUGACAUUAGACCAAGCAUAAGAAGAAAGAAGCAAAUCAGACCUCCAGCUGACAGAUAUGCCUGCAACGUGUGUGACAAGAGCUUCCCAUAUCAGUCCAAGCUAAUGGACCAUGAGCGAAUUCACACAGGCGAGAAGCCGUUUGUGUGCACGGCAUGCAACAAAAGUUUCAGAACCCAGGCAUUCCUGAACAACCACCUGAAGACCCACAACGCGGUGCGUCCGUACGCAUGUGGCCAGUGCGGCAAGUGCUUCACCAAACUGCAGAGCUUGACCAAGCACAUGCUGGCCCACAGCGGCCAAAAGCCCUUCUACUGUGAAAUCUGCAACAAGGGCUUCACGCAGUCCACCUACUUCAAACGACACAUGGAGUGCCACACCAGCGAAAUGACGUUCCCCUGCAAGCAGUGCGACAAAUGCUUCCCAACGGCUUUCAAGCUGUCCAACCAUGAGCGCUGGCACACCAGAGAUCGCCCUCACAUGUGUGAGCGGUGCGGGAAGAGAUUCCUCGUCCCCAGCCUGUUGAAGAGACACAUGGGCUAUCACAUCGGCGACCGCCAGUAUCUCUGCUCCCAGUGCGGGAAGACCUUUGUCUAUUUGUCCGACCUGAAGAGGCACCAGCAAGACCACGUGCCCAAAGCUAAGAUCCCCUGCCCGGUUUGCCAAAAGAAGUUCUCCAGCAAGUACUGCCUGAGGGUUCAUAUGAGGAUCCACACCAGAGAGCGCCCCUACCACUGCUCUAUUUGCGAGAAGACCUUCACUCAGGUAGGCAACCUGAAGGUCCACAUCAGGUUACACACCAACGAGCGUCCAUUCAGCUGCGACGUGUGCGGGAAGACCUACAAGUUGGCCUCCCAUCUCAACGUCCACAAAAGGACUCACACGUGCAAGAAGCCCUGGACAUGCGACACGUGCGGAAAGGGGUUCUCCGUGCCCGGCCUCCUUAAGAAGCACGAGCAGUUGCACACAAGGGAUGCUAACCCCGAUUUCUCUGGUAAACGCAGACACAGGGGUAAGCACAAGAAGCACCCCCUCAAGAGGAAGUAUGACGAGGAAGACGAAGGCAGUGAUGAUUAUUGAUCGAAAAAAAGAUAUUUUGUAAUAAAAACGAUUGCCCUGAUUAGAUGGUUACAACAGCUGAUCACCCCUCAUCACAAUGACCCUCUGAACCAUGUCAUUUGAACAUUUUGAUGGUUAAUGACUGAAAAGAAACGGACAACCAUAAUGGUUUUAGUUUUUAACUUUUUUUCUUUUUUUUUUGAAUGAUGUUAGGAUUUAUUUUCUGAUCAUUGAAUUUAAAGGCAAUCGCAGCACAUUACUGCUGUUUUUCCUAAAUCUAGAUGAUGUGACACAGUAGGUUAAAAUGAUGGAAGUAACCUAAAGCCAACACUUACUGAGUUAUGAGGUAGCAGUAAAUGUAUUUCUGAUCUGUUUUGGAGUUGUAGUAGUUGAUGUAUUUCAAACCCAAAUAAACUGAGAGUUUAAACUGAGUAUUCAGAAGCUAGCACAGACAUUUAAAGAGAAAAGCAUCAUGUAAAAAGAACACCAAAAUAGGAUUUCAAAGCGUAUGACUGUAGAUAGCUUGUCUGUGUAAUACAUGUUGUAGUGUCACUAGGAAGCAUUUCAUAUUCGUUCAUGUAUCUAUGUGGACAUUGUUGUGACUCUCAUACUAUAACAUCACGCUUUGUUGUGUAACCCUGUACUGUUAACAUUACAACUUUGAAUUACAAUUUGUUUUGGUUAGAAGCUUUUUGAAGCUUUUCUUGAAAAAUGAAACAGAUGUUUUGUUGCUGUUACAGUGUGUGGGGAAAAAAAUCGAGGAAACAGGAGUGGACACGAUAAAACACCCUUAACAUAAUGCAAACACAUGACGAGGUUGCUCUUGGUUUUUUCCUGAGCUAUGCUGUGUAUAUAUUGUAAGCCACUAAUAAUUUGGCCAUCCUUUUUUUUUUUUGUGUGUUUAUUAAAAAAAUAAACUUCGUGAAAGGA